CGUCCACUGCAGUGCCCUCCAAAGUUUCUCAGGAGCAGAGCAGGAUGCCUCUGAGGAAGCAAAUUAUCAAGGAGGCCAGCAACACUCCCUCUGGAAGCCAAGAGACCGACGAAAACACACAGGAGGACGACGCUCUCGACGACAGAAUCAAUAAUGACGAGCCGUCAGCAUCACUUCUGUCACCGUCAUCAUCGAGAGAAAAACGCCGGAGAGAGAGGGAAAACAAAUCCAAACCCAAAGAGAUGACAGAGGAGGAGAUGAUGGACUUGGCCCUGCGUCUGAGUGAACAGGAAGCCAGUAUCACCGCGCUCAAGCUGCAGAAAGAGGAAGAGGCCGUGAUGAAAGCCAUCCAACAGAGUAUGGUCAGCCAGACACAACUGUGCCCACCUUCCCAAAGUCAGAGCCUGCUCUCUGUCGCUGAAACUUCACUCAGGCUCGGCUCUCGACGGAAACUCUUGUGCUCAAACAGGAAGAUGCCGCCUGCCAUCGAUCCGGGAGCGUCAGAGGACAGCUGCAGAACUGAGACAGACCUGGACCGAGGAGCAAAAGGAAGUGGAGAUGAAAAUACUAACGGGAAUAAAAAGCGUAAAAGGAAAGAAGGAAGUCCUCUGCUGGAGAUGCCGGAUUUGUCACAGACGCAGGAAGUCUUUUCUCAGGCUUCACCCUGCAGCUCAGAGUCUCUCUCAGUGGCUCUGGACUCACCACAGAGUUCUGACUCGACCCAGAUCGACGACUGUCAGCCCCCUAAAUCCCCCGUCUUCCCCUCGACUGGCUGCAGAGCCGAGGUUCACGUCCCCCGGCUGAGCCAGGACCUUCUGCAAACCUGCAGAACUUCAGGGUUUGUGUUGUGCUCUCAGGAAAGACGGACCCCGCCUCGAAGGUCUCCGCCUGCUCAACCCAAGAGUCCAACGUUUCCCAAAAGCUCCACCGACCUCACUUUAUCCAAGAGUCCUGUCUUCUCAGAGACUGAUCAGGGAGACGAUGGAGAGCCAGAGCAGAGUCCUGAGUAUUUUCAAAGUCCGGUGUUUGGCAGGAAUACUCAGCGUGAGAAGUCUCAGAGUGCCUGCAGACCCCAGGUCUGUAACUCAGGGUUCAUGUUUUCGUCUCAGGAGAGUUUAACCUCCUCAACAUCCUGUCGGCCCAAGAGCCCAGUAUUCCCAAGAAGCCACGGCCUUCCAGAGAACCUCCCUCCCCCAGAAAGACCAGCAGUCCGCCAAAGUCCGGUACUCUCAGAGAGCGACCGAGGGCAGACCGAGCACAGCCGACGCACGAGCCCAGUGUUCGGCAGGACUGGACAUAGACAAAACACUCACUCUGCGAGUCCUUCAGCUGCAGAGCUCCGAGGUUCAGGCAGUGAAGAGAGUCCGAGGCAGGACAGCAAGUCUGAUCGCAAUCAAGACGUCAGGUUAAACGAGUCGGAUGGCGCAGAGGAGCUGAAUGAAACCUCCAAAGACCGGAGCUCAGCCACGCCGGAGCUGACAAGCGACAUGACGCUACUCUGGUCUGACGAGGACGAGGACGUCACGCCGGUGGGCUCGCCCAGCCCGGUCUUCCCAGAGGAGAGACCUGUUCAUCGGGCCUCCCUGAACCACGUGGCUGCAGCCUCUCCAGCGAUGAACGGUUCCAACUGCAGACCUUCUUGCUAUUCCACGUCCACCAGCCGACAGCAGCUUUCCACCACAGAGCCAGAGUCACGGCCAGCCGGCAGUCCGGAAACGGUCAGCGGGCCGACGGUGCACUACUACUGGGGGGUUCCCUUCUGUCCACGAGGCCUGGACCCAGACACCUACACACAGGUGAUCCUGGCUCAAAUGGAGGUGUAUGAGAAGAGUCUGAAGCAGGCUCAGAGGUGUCUGCUGAGGAAGGCGGAGUGGGGGGAGGCCGUCCUGCCGGAGCCGGAGAAAUCUCCUCCCUCUGCCGAGUCGCCUGCUGAAUCACCUCAACAGCACGUUCCUCGAAGGCGUGGCCUCAGACUGAGAGGUAAAAAACUGUGUGAAGCAGCUGAUACCUCUCCAGCUGAGGUAGAUGAGGAGGAGGAAGAAGAAGAAGAAAGGAAGAAUGAAGAAGAAAAGGAGAAGCAGAAGAAUGGGGAAGAAGGACAGGAGGACACUGACUGUGAGGUUUGUCCAGAGACUCAACUGAGUGGUGUCGACGACGACGAUGACAGGACGCAAGACCUGAUGAUGGCCACAGACGAUGGAGCAGAGCUCCGACCUAAAAGCCCGGAGUCUGAGAUUGAAAUGAUUCUCCGAGAUGAUUUACCAGCCGUGAGCGAGCGGGAGGAGGAAAUGGAGGUGGACGCACCAGUGGACAGAAAAACAAAGGAAACGAACAGCAGCAGCGAUGUUGGAGGACAAAAUGUGAGAAAAAAGGAAGUAGAAGAGGAUGCUGGGAAUCCAGAUGUGGGGGAGAUAAAGGAUCGAGGGCUUCAGAGGUCGACUUCUCCUGAACUGGAACGAGCUGCCGUCCCUCGGAGCCCGGAAACCAAUGUGGACUGUCCCAUCUGUCAGGGAUCCUUCCCCGCGACAGAGAUUGAGAUGCACGCUGCGUACUGCGACGGAGAAGUGGCCCUCGUGGACGAGAGGAGGCCCGAGACCGACUGCUUCCAAGUGUCAAUGAAGCCACGUAGGAAGAGAGCAAGAAGCAGAGCAGAAGUGACGGAUGAGGAGAGUAACGACCACUCAAACACUGGCAAGAACCAGGAGAAAUGUUACAUCUGUCUGAAAGCCUUUCCUCUGAGAGAAUACAGCCGACACACUGAGCUCUGCAUCCAACGGCAGGCAUCAAAGACGAAAGGGAAUCUGCUGUCAGCACUGGAGCGAACUGAGAGCAGGAGUUCAGAGGCCGGACCAUCAGGAUCCAAACUCCAGCCAGCAGAGGUCAUCGAUCUGCGGGAUGAUGAUGAUGAGGAGGAGGAAGACGAGGAAAAGGGCGGCGUUUCAGUGCCCCGGAUCAGUAACUCUCCCAUCAGAGCCUUCACUCCGAUCUCAGAGGCCACCGGCUGCCUUAUCGACUUCAAAAAGCAGCGAGUCAAGAAGCUGAGCCAAAGACGAAGAUGAGGACGACGUCCUGAGGGUACAGACUGAAAGCACUGGAAACCAGAGCCUUAAACUAAAGACCUAAAAAACAUUUAUCAAUUUGGACUUACAAUUACAAAACACUUGUUUUGAACACCUUCCUGAUGUGAAAUGUUGAAUAUUUAUGCAGGUAAACAAACACAAAUUGAACAAAAUGUCACAUGUGCAAAGGAAACCAGAUUAUGACUCUUUUUUCUUUUCUUUUUUUUUGUGCCACUAAAUGUAUUCUCUAUUUGUUUAUUUAGAAGGUGUUCCAGACUACCUCUUCAUUACUAAAACAUUUCCUCUUUGUUA
Messenger RNA from Micropterus salmoides (largemouth bass), 3371 nucleotides. It is a transcript of the gene uimc1, whose product is annotated as ubiquitin interaction motif containing 1. Bases 45 to 3059 code for a protein of 1004 amino acids. The transcript has 22 exons. Gene Ontology annotation, cellular component: BRCA1-A complex. Lineage: Eukaryota; Metazoa; Chordata; Actinopteri; Centrarchiformes; Centrarchidae. Gene Ontology annotation, molecular function: histone binding; K63-linked polyubiquitin modification-dependent protein binding. Gene Ontology annotation, biological process: double-strand break repair; positive regulation of DNA repair. The record is from RefSeq and is a predicted model, not a curated record.